Molecule: messenger RNA, 2145 nt
Organism: Pseudozyma hubeiensis SY62
Lineage: Eukaryota; Fungi; Basidiomycota; Ustilaginomycetes; Ustilaginales; Ustilaginaceae
Product: RNA binding repeat containing protein
Exons: 1
Coding region: 1-2145 (714 amino acids)
Biological process (GO): nuclear-transcribed mRNA catabolic process, deadenylation-dependent decay
Cellular component (GO): cytoplasm
Molecular function (GO): mRNA 3'-UTR binding
Source: RefSeq, a predicted model, not a curated record
AUGGCAUGCUCAGAUGUCUGGCCACCUUCUUCCUUGACAGCAUCGCAUGCCGCUUUCAACGUAGACCCGCCGAAGGGCGACGACAUGCCGCCUCGUCCUACAGUCCCUUCGACCACGACUUCGCAUACACCUGCUAUGGACCCUUCUUACCAUGUCCAGCUCGGUGGAUAUUCAGAUCGCGGCAUGGACGGCUCUGGGUAUCGAUUUGGUUACCAUGAUCCACGAAAUUUGGAUCUCAACUCACUGCGUCAUACGAUCGGCGGCGAUACGCAAGGUUCGUGGCUUCACGAUCUCAAAACCGUUCCAGCAACCCAAAGCUCAAUGCCAGCUCACCAUGCCUACGCAACAGCACCCGUGCACCAACGUUUUCCCUCCAUGUCAUCCAGCGUCUUCAGCGAGGAUCGCACCGUGCCUCUCUCCGAUCAUGGUUCCGACCUAAGCUCAGAAUACUCCGAUCUGUUUCAGAUCUCGGCGCUUCCCUUUCAGAACGCCCGUCCAUACCAUGCCUCGGAGCAUACAGCGCUUGGAGGUGUCUAUCCUGAACCGCAGCAGAUAACCCUGCCGGGUUUUGUCGUCGAGGAGCUCAAGCAACUCAAGCUGGAAAACAUGGCGCUCAAGCGCAUGGCACAGGAGCUUGUCAUGUCCAACAAUGGCCGCAUCUCUGCCGGCGGUCAGGCUCCGGAUCAAGCAUCGGCACAAUGCAUUCACCACCCGCCCACGUCGACACCGCCUCGACUGCAGCGCGUCCUGAAUGGCGCAGAUCCGGUGUCGGCUUACGCCGAGGUCAAUCGCCAGUCGAACGUGGCACCAGUGCCCGUCAUGAAGGCGCGCGAAGUCGGUGCAUCCGCAUCCAUGUGGGCACCAGAGAGACGUCUUUCCGAGCCUCUUGCUCACGAAAAGGGGAACACGCCUCCCUGUGCUGGUUCAAAGCCAUUCAGGGCCAGCGAUGAUUCGGCUGCAGAGCUGUGCAGACGCGUCGCCAUGGAUAGCAACAGUCCGGUCCCGUUUUUGGGGUAUCGACACAUGACUCGCACCGAUGGUCCACUGGAUGUAGGUGUCCCGAACGCUGCCGGCUCCAGCGCUUUGACGGCCAGCUCGACCGGCAGCUCGCCAGGUCCAGCCCACCUCGUGAACUCAUCAAAACACGAAAACGCUCCUGCGUCUGCGCUCGUCACCAUGAUCCUCGACAGACGUGGUCAGGAAGCGAGCGUGUUGCUCCAGCAGCAGCUCAAGACUGCAAGUGCCGAGCGACGUGCCGAGAUCAUUGAUGCCAUCUGUGCCAGAAUUGUGCCUCUCUCCCACGAUCGACAUGGCAACUUCCUCGUUCAAAGCGCGAUCGAUGCCGAAUCUGACAUCGCUCGGCACGUCCAAGGCGCCUUUGUGGAGCUCACCAUGUCUCAAUUCGGGUGUCAUGUCGUUCAGAAGGCGCUCGAGGGCGGCGAGGACAUCCGCGAAGCUGUCACUAAAGAACUGCUCGGCUCUCGUCUGGAUCAGACGCUCACCUCUCGCCACUCGAUCCACGUCUGGCAGCGCAUCCUCGAGACCGAAUGGAGCCGUGCGUCUUUCAGGGAGCAGAUCUUUGCGGCGAUCAACAGGCAGCUCAAAGGGCAAUGGGCACAGAUGGCUCGACAGGAGACGGGCAGCAUCAUCUGUCAAAACAUCUUCGAGUCGGCCCAGCCCGCCGAAAAGGCGCAGUGCAUGCAAGAGGUGCUCGAGCAGCUCGACGAGUGCGCCAUGAACCAGUGGGGCGUUUGGGUGGUGCAGCACAUCAUCGAGCAUGGAUCCGAGGACGAACGCAGAGCCGCACUGCAAGGCCUCGUCCGUUCGGCUUCCAAACUGACCCUGUCACAGUACGGCCAGAAGGCGGUGAUGAGCGGACUCAAGACGGGUGAUCGACAAUUCCUGCAAGAUUACGUCGAGGCCAUGUGCCACAGCUCGCAGCCGCGUCGACCGCCCCUGGUCGACGUAUGCCUUGCCUCGCAUGGCAUCCAGAUUGUGACGCAGCUGCUGACGACGGUGGACCAAAAGACGCGCGAUCGCAUCAUCUCGACGGUGCGGCGCAACUCGGUGUUUCUCAAGGGGAGCAAGGCGGGUAUGAAGGUGCAUCAGCUAUGCGAGCGAGCGCGAGCGUUCGCCGGAUACUGA